AUGGUUGAUAAAGUUAUUAUUGUCACUGGUGUGUCUAGAGGUAUUGGUAGAUCCAUUGUUGAUAGAAUCUUCACUCACAGUGACGAUGCCGUCGUUGUUGGUAUCGCCAGAUCUGAAAAACCUUUACUAGAUAUCAAGAACCAAUAUGGUGAUAGAUUUGAAUUUGUCGUUGGUGACAUCACUGACUCUGACAAAUUGAAACAAUUAGUUCAAUUGGCUUUGGACAAAUUCGGUAAGAUUGACUCUGUGGUGGCUAAUGCUGGUGUCAUUGAGCCAGUCCAAGAUAUCUUUAAUGUUGACAUCGAGGCUUGGAAAAGAUUGUACGAUAUCAACUUCUUCUCUAUCGUCUCCUUAGUUAACAUCGCCGUUCCAUAUUUAGUUAAUUCCAAGGAUACCAACAUCAUCUUUGUCUCCUCUGAUGCCUCGGAUACUUACUUCAGUAACUGGGGUGCUUACGGUUCCAGUAAGGCUGCUUUGAACCAUCUAGCCAUGACUGUUGCUAAAGAAGCUAAGCAUGUCAAAUGCUUGUCUGUGGCUCCAGGUAUCGUUGAUACUUCCAUGCAAGUCAACAUUAGAGAAAAUGUCGGCAAGAACAUGUCUAAGGAACACCACGACAUGUUCAAGAACUUUCAUGCUGAUAACAAACUAUUAGACCCUAAUGUUCCUGCUAACGUCUAUGCCCAAUUGGCUUUGAAAGGUAUUCCGGAUGAAAUUAAUGGUACUUAUAUUUCUUUUGAUUCUGAAAAAUUAAAGGACUAUCAAAUAUAA
This is a messenger RNA of Arxiozyma heterogenica, 768 nucleotides long. Its product is annotated as SDR family oxidoreductase. The record is from RefSeq and is a predicted model, not a curated record. The transcript has a single exon. Bases 1 to 768 code for a protein of 255 amino acids. Gene Ontology annotation, cellular component: intracellular anatomical structure. Gene Ontology annotation, molecular function: oxidoreductase activity, acting on NAD(P)H, oxygen as acceptor. NCBI's taxonomy places the organism in Eukaryota, Fungi, Ascomycota, Saccharomycetes, Saccharomycetales, Saccharomycetaceae.